Messenger RNA from Paramecium pentaurelia, 1925 nucleotides. The record is from the annotation of a GenBank genome assembly. Lineage: Eukaryota; Ciliophora; Oligohymenophorea; Peniculida; Parameciidae.
AUGUUUUAAUAAUAGAAAUUCAAUUUCGCUUGUAAGUAGCACCCUUAAGAACUUAUUUAAUUCUUCUGCUUUAAGAAAGAUUGCUAUGAUAAUAGAAUGUUUUGUUCUAAAUGUAUGAAAUAAACAUAGCAUGUCUAACAUAUGCGCUUCGUUAAUAUAAUCGAAGAUGCUGAGAGGUUCAUCAAUUAAUAAUUGAGAAAACUUAAAGAGACUAUUACGAUAUCAAAAAAUCAGUUUAAUUAGGCUAAGGAAUAAUACUAAAAUUUAAUCAAAGGUUUAGAAGAUAGAGUUUUUAGUUUAGAGUCUAUCCAUUUUUUAGAUUUAAGUGAAAUUGAAGAAGCACUGACAAUUUCAUUCUUAUUUAAUUAAUUAUAAAAAAAAAUCUAAUAAACCGUCUAACCAUAAUUACUUAAGUUGAAAAAAUCGAUAGAAGACAUUUAUCAAAAUUGCCAAAUAAACAUAUUCAUUUAAAAAGAUGAGUACAAUAUAUUGAAGAUUGGUAAAUGAUAGAAUAUAAAAAUAGCAAAUUAUUUAUUGGAAUAAUAAGAUUUAUAGAAGGCAAUACUAUACUAUGAAGAAUGCUUAAAAUUGAAUCCUAAGAAUGAAUAAGCUUUAUUAGGAAAGGGUAAGAUCAAAUUACAUUUUAGGUGAUUGCUUAAGACAUAAAUCAAAAUUCAAUUAGGCAUUAGAAUGCUAUGAAAAAUUACUAUCAAUUAAUGAAAAUAAUGCCUAAGCUUAUUUAAAUUAAGGUAGAAAGUAAUAAUAUUUUUUAGGAGAAUGUUUAUUUAAUUUAGCUAAAUUCAAUUCUGCCUUGAAGGCCUACGAUCAUGCUUUAAAUAUAAAUCAAAAUGAUUAUAGAGCAAUGUUUUAAAAGGGUAAAUAUAUCAAAAGAUAUUAGGUUAAUGUCUAAAUGCAACUUUCAAAUUUACUGAAGCAAAAGAAUGUUUCAACAAAGUAAUUGAAAAUAACUCAAAUGAAAUAGACACACUUUUGUCUUAGAGUAUUAUAUUUUUUAUGGUUUAGGCCAUUUAUUAAUUCACUAACUUGAAACAAAUAAAGCACUUAUAUUAAUUGAUUAAAUAUAACAAAAAUAUCCUUAAAAUUAUGAUGCUUUCAUUUUCAAAAGUAUAUUAAAUCAGCCUAUUUCAAGUUUAAUUAGCAAUGCUCGCUGAGAACUAUGAUGAAGCAUCAAUUAUCUAUGAGGAAAUGAUAAAAUAUUUUCCGGAGAAUGGGAAAGCAUUAUAUUUCAAAGGUAACAUAUGAAUUUGUCUUAAGGAAUUAUUUUAAGUGUUUAAGAAAAAUAAGAUGAAGCAUAAAAAGUUUUAGAAAAAUUAAUAGAAAUUGAUCCAACUUUAUGGAUGAUUUAACACUUAAAAGGUAUAAUUAUUAUUAAUCUAAGCGACUAUUUUAUUAGUAGGAGGAAAAUAAAAUGAAGCUUUGGAGUUGAUAGAUUAAAUCUUAGCAUAUAGCCCAAAUUUUCUUCAAAUCAUUCGGUAAAAAGGUGACAUAUAUUAAUAACUUUAGCCUUGAUCCUUAAUGAUAAAGGACAUGAUUUAACAAUUUAAUUUUUUGAAGAUUUAAAAAUGAAGUAUCCAUAAGAUGCUUUUCCUUUAAUUUUGAAAGGUGAAUUUUUAAUUUUAAAGAAUAAAUUUGAUGAAGCUCUCAUAGCCUUAAAUUGUGUAUUAUCUAUCGAUCAUGAGAAUUUUCAGGUUUUAUUUCUAAAAGCUGUUUGCUUAAAACAAUUUAAUAAAUAUCAAGAAGCAAUUGAUCUAUGUGAGCAAUUGCUUAGUUUAUAUUCUGAGAGUUCUAUAAUUAUGGAAUUAAAAAGUAACAAUAGUAAAUAUUUAGAUGAAAUCUUAUAAGAAAUAGUAGAAGAGAAUGAAAAAAUAUAAUAAAUUUAAAAUCAAAAAGAUAAAGAUAAUUGA